Molecule: messenger RNA, 3318 nt
Organism: Suillus bovinus
Lineage: Eukaryota; Fungi; Basidiomycota; Agaricomycetes; Boletales; Suillaceae
Product: pre-mRNA splicing factor
Exons: 11
Cellular component (GO): catalytic step 2 spliceosome; intracellular anatomical structure
Molecular function (GO): RNA binding; ATP binding
Source: RefSeq, a predicted model, not a curated record
CUUGCUUUAUACAUUUCACCUAAUAUCAGUUUACAGCUUUUUGGUCUUGCAGACCGGAGUAUCAUCGACUUCGUACAGGCUUCAGCAUCGACAUCAAAAACACCAGACGCUCUCUUCUCCUCUCUCUCCACUUCUGGCCUUCCAAAUACACCCGACGCACAUGUAUUCGUCAACGAGCUCUUCUCUCGCGUUCCCAGGAAAAGCAAACACAAAUCUUCCGCAGACAACACACGGAAGCAAGCGGAGAAGGAGGCAAAGGCAUUGAAUGCCCGCAGGUUUGAGUUUUUGCUUGAAGAUGAGGCUACCCCUGAUGUUUCGGAGUUGAAGGGGAAGCGCAAGGAGGGAAGUAGCAGCAAGGAGAAGCGCAAAGAGGACAGAGGAAGUGGUAAGGAGAAGCGUGACCGACAUUUGAGGAAGAGAGAGCAUGAUAGCAGGGAGUGGGAAAGCGAUGAGGAAGAGAAACAUCGCAAGCGACGGAAACCAGAUGAUGUUGAAACCAAUGCGGAUGAAGAGGCAAUGGAUAUUCCAGAGGAUGAGGAUGAAAGAAAAGAACGAGAGCGGAUACAGGAUAUGAAGGAACGAGACGCGUUUGCUGAGCGGGUGCGUGAAAAAGAUCGGGAAAAGACAAAAAAAGUCGUCGAGGACCACUCCUCUCGUAAUGCAGGUGCAGCAGCCGAGGCUGCACAACGUCGACAACUGGCAGAUGACGCUGAAGCACGGACACAUGCACUCCCUUCACUGCGGUUGCACUCUCGGCAGGAAUAUCUGACCAAACGUGAGGUGCAGCAGAUUGAGCUCCUGAGGAAGGAGAUCGCGGACGAGGAGGCCUAUUUCCAUGGAAUGAAGCUCACGAAGCAGGAGCAAGAGGACUUGGAGCGCAAGAAAGAGAUUCUGCGGCUUGUUGAGGAACGUCUCAAGAUCAAUGACAAGUGGGAUGGUUAUAUGCUACCGGAAGACUACAUCACAGAGCAGGGAAAAAUCGACAAGGAGAAAAAGCAGAAUGCACUUUACAAGCGGUACGAAGAGGCCAAACCCAAGGAUGAUCAGUUUGUUACAGACGUCGACCAGUGGGAGGCUAGUCAAACGUUGCACAGCACAUUCCGGACGGGCGCUAUGGACAAAAGGGAGGUCCCCGACGAUUACGAGUACGUGUUUGACGAAAGCCAGACCAUUAAGUUCGUCAUGGACCAGACGCUCAAGGGGGAGGGAAUGAUGAGUGCCAAGGACAAACUCUUGCACCAACAAAUUCAAGAGGCUGAACAACGAGCGCAAACCAUUGAUGAAACCCGCAAAUCUUUGCCAAUAUACACAUACCGAGAGCAACUGCUGGAGGCCAUUAAGGAGCACCAGGUGCUUAUCGUCGUUGCUGAGACCGGUUCAGGCAAGACAACUCAGCUUCCGCAGUACCUGCACGAAGCCGGGUACACAGCCAAUGGACAAAAAGUGGGUUGCACGCAACCUCGCCGCGUGGCUGCCAUGUCCGUAGCGGCGCGCGUUGCUGAGGAGAUGGGUACCAAAGUUGGGUACGAAGUAGGCUAUUCCAUCCGAUUCGAGGACUGCACGAGCGACAAGACAGUGCUCAAGUACAUGACAGACGGAAUGCUCCUUCGAGAGUUCCUGACUGAACCCGAUUUAGCCGGAUAUGCAGCGCUGAUUAUUGACGAGGCACACGAGCGGACUCUGAGUACGGAUAUUCUUUUUGCUCUUGUCAAGGUGUGUGGUGCUACUUCUCACAGUUCGCUUCAGGAUAUCGCGAGAUUCAGGCCUGAGCUGAGAUUGUUGAUUUCAAGCGCGACCAUGGAUGCUGAAAAGUUCAGCGAGUACUUUGACAAUGCACCGGUGUUUUAUGUUCCUGGGCGUCGAUACCCAGUCGACAUUCAUUAUACACCACAACCAGAGGCCAAUUACCUGCACGCAGCCAUCACUACCAUAUUUCAGAUACAUACAACACAGCCCAAAGGCGACAUCCUUGUGUUCUUUACGGGCCAAGACGAGAUCGAAGCAGCCCAAGAAAAUCUGCAGGAGACAGCUCGGGCACUGGGGAACAAGAUCGCCGAAUUAAUCGUUUGUCCAAUCUACGCCAACUUGCCCAGCGAUAUGCAAGCCAAGAUCUUUGAGCCGACGCCAGAUGGCGCAAGGAAGGUCGUGCUCGCUACAAACAUCGCAGAGACAUCGAUCACUAUCGAUGGUGUGGUUUUCGUUAUCGAUCCCGGAUUUGUCAAGCAAAACUCGUACAACCCUCGUACUGGCAUGUCUUCCUUGAUCGUGGUUCCUUGUUCUCGUGCAUCAGCCAACCAAAGAGCAGGUCGUGCAGGUCGUGUGGGGCCUGGCAAAGCUUUCCGGCUAUACACGAAAUGGGCGUUUUCAAACGAGCUCGAGGAAAAUACCGUACCUGAAAUCCAGCGGACGAACCUUGGGACGACUGUCUUGUUGCUAAAAUCACUCGGGAUUAACAACUUCAUGGAUUUUGAGUUUAUGGACCCACCUCCGGGAGAGACGCUUAUCAGGGCACUAGAGCUGCUCUAUGCUCUGGGGGCAUUGAAUGACCGUGGGGAGCUGACGAAACUGGGUCGACGGAUGGCAGAGUUCCCUGUUGAUCCUAUGUUGUCUAAAGCCAUCAUUUCGAGCGAGAAGUACUCGUGUACUGACGAGGUACUGACCAUUAUAGCAAUGCUCUCCGAGUCUUCGUCGUUGUUCUAUCGUCCCAAAGACAAAAAGAUGCAUGCAGACCAAGCACGUCAAAAUUUCAUUCGCACAGGAGGAGAUCACUUCACGUUGCUCAACGUCUGGGAGCAAUGGGCCGAUACGAAUUAUUCGCAACAGUUCUGCUACGAGCAAUUCUUGCAGUUCAAGAGUCUCAGUCGGGCGCGGGAUAUUCGGGAUCAACUUGCUGGGCUUUGCGAGCGUGUCGAAGUCGUUAUUCAGAGUAAUCCGAACGCAAAUGACAUCAGCCCUGUGCAGAAAGCUAUCACGUCGGGGUACUUCUACAAUACUGCCCAACUUCAGAAGAGUGGUGACUCUUACCGGACGCUGAAGACGCAUCACACCGUAUAUAUCCACCCCUCAUCAAGUCUUUUCCAGCACCAACCGCCUGUUAAAACCCUGCUAUAUUAUGAGCUUGUCAUGACUUCGAAAUCAUACAUGAGGCAAGUCCUUUUUCCGACAAGCUACAUACAUGCACAAAUCAUGGAAAUCAAGCCAUCAUGGCUAAUGGAAGGCAAGUACUAUCUCGCUCCUCAUUACUUCAAAGCUGCUGACCUGGAGCAGUUGACCACUGGUGAUAAAAAGUUGCCCAAUGCGAAAGCGGUUGGUUCGUCG